AACCUGAGCGGGGAGGAGGAGAGCGAGGGGGACAUGGGCUCCCAGGUUGUGCAGACCCUGCGCCAGGGGGUCUGGGCAUCUCUGACCGGGGGCUGGUACCACGACCCGGAGCAGAACAAAUUUAACAACUCGUGCCACCUCUAUCUGUGGAUUUUCCUGCUCAUGUUACCUUUGUCUCUCCAUCUGGCUCUCCCUCCCACGACCAUGGCUUUAAGCAUCUACUGCUCGUCCGUCACCGUUUUCUUCAUCUUAAUCAAAAUGGCCAACUACCGGCUCCACGUGAUGUUCGACGAGGGCGAGGCGGUGAUCCGGAACAGCCUCUCCGACCUCAGCAAAGCCCCAGACAAGAAGAGUAACGCCUCAGAUGCUUGUUCUGCUGGUGUGAGGAAAAGCAGCACUGUACCCGACAGCGUCCCCAUGUCCAUGCUGGGUCGGAAACGCACCAGCCCUGUGAUCCAAGUGACCGUGAAACAGACCGAAACGGACCCAGGGCUGAUCGGAGCGGAGGGCUUAAAAUCAGAAGAAACAAAAACUGCCGAAGGACACGGUUUGAGCACCGCGGAGCAGAGGCCGUUGGCGGUCGGCCUUCAGCUGAGUCCAGAGCCGUCUCCCGAGGACCUCUCCAGCCCCAACCCCGACCAAGCCGCCCCUCUGCUGCUGGCCCAGCAGAGACCCCCGUCCAAAGCUGAGAGGGAGGAGGUGUGUCCUGAGUCCUCGAGUGGGACUAACGCAGGAGCAGAAACUAUUAAAACGAUAAGAAGAGACGAGGACAGUCAGAGCUCUCACACCAGGCUCACACGGACUGAAAAACAAAACUCACCAGAUUCAGAAAAAAGAGACGAAGAGAAGGACUGUGACAGUAAAGAGGCGUCAGAUCCAGAAACAGCAGAUGAAGGUCUGCCCCCGUCUAAAGGAAGUGGAGAUGAGAGCGAGGAGGAAAAUCAAGGACCCAAAGACUCGUCAGACGCCAACAACAACUCAUCAGACGCCAACAACAACUCAGUGCUGAGCUCACAGCACGAAGACGACGAGUUUGUGGACAUCCCAGAACUGCCCCUACAGUCUGAAGAAGCAGAGGAGGCGUUCUGCUCAGACGAGAUAGAGGUGGUUCUGGUGGAUAACUCCAGACCAGGCCCCGCCUCCUCUCACCUGGACGACAGCGACACUGUGAAAAUCAUCAUCACGAUGUCAUGUGACCCUCAGACCGCGGCUCAGCUGGAGGAGAGUGUGAAGCAGAGCCUGCUGGGAAAUACACAGGAUUCUGGAGAGUGCCACAUCAAGAUCCCCGUCAUCACGUUUGAAUGUCCAGACGAAGAGGAACAGCUGGACGAGGCGAAGGACUCAGAGGACGAGGACACGCCCAAACAACAAACCAGCCCCACUGAAGAGUUUCACCUCUGCAGAGAGACGGCCGGCUCGGACUCCCCGACGCCGGAGUGUCCAGGAACAGGCCUGGACAAUCCGGGCCUGCAGCUGACCUCAGAGAGCACGCCCAGCCCUCAGGUCACCAACGACAACAGCUCCUCCGGCAUCGACGUGAACUCACACCCGGACGACACCGAACCGCUAGAGGCGAAGGCGGACACGAGGGGGUUUCUGCGUAUCCCCCCCGCGCUCGGCCGAUGUGGACCCGGAGGACGGACCCACAUCCGAGGACUCAGCAUGGACAGCGGGAAAGACGCCGUGCUGCUGUCGGACCGCGGAAAUACAACAACGAUGACAAGCUCCAAAUCUGACCUGGAGGCGAAGGAAGGACAGCUCCCCAAUGAAUCCAACUUCCUGGAGUUUGUGUCACUGAUUGGUUCAUUAAACACUCGAGUGGGAGGAGCCAGUGCACAGGAGAAAAACACAUCCGAACACAAAAGGGACGCGCCGGCUUCAGAAGAUAAUCUCAGUACCACCACCCCACCAGAGGAGGCAGUCACAGACACCAGUGCAAACAUCAAACCAGAAAGACCUCAACCUCCGAGCAGUCUGCCCACGCGACACGCCCCCACACACAUCCCCAUCGUCUCCCCCGACAGUCCGCAGACAGAGAAAGACCCGGAUUAUGACUCUUUACCGUCACAAACGUCUCAGUCGGAGAGCUCCAUGCUGCAGGUCAUCUGUCGACCUGAAGCCACCAACAAAGAAGAGGCCUACACCUUCCACACUGUGCACCGAGAUCGGCCGCGGAAACUGUACGCAGAACGAGCCUUAAACCUGCCGCUCGGAGCAGAACUCAUAACAGGAAACAUGUGCGACCUGCUGUCCACGUCGUCCAACUCUGAGGGUCAGGACGGGCUGAUGGGUCACUCCGACUGUCCUUUCCAGCGCCGCAUUAUCCCGGCUCACAGACUGCGGCCGAGGAGGACACACCCUGAGAUCUUUCAGGAAGAAGACUCUUUGGACGAGUCGUCAGAAGCCUCCACGCAGGAAAAGCCCAAACAGAAAAUUUAUUACAAACUGAGAUUAUUUCCCGGUAAAUGGAUCAAUAUCCUGUACGACCGGCUCACGCUGAUGGCGCUGCUGGACAGAAAUCAAGACGUGUUGGAGAAUCUGGUGGCGGUUUUCAUGGCGUUUCUGGUGUCGUUUCUGGGUUUUGUGCUUCUUAAUCACGGCUGUUUCAAGGACUUCUGGGUCUUCCAGUUCUGCCUGGUUAUCGCCAGCUGCCAUUAUUCUUUACUGAAGAGUGUCCAGCCAGACGCAGCUUCCCCUACUCAUGGUCAUAAUCAGCUGGUGGCCUACAGUCGCGCGGCGUAUUUCUGCAUCUUCUGCGCUCUGAUCUGGAUCCUGGAGCAGCUGCUGAUCAUCAAAGACCUGCCCAGCUCCAGCCUGUACGGAGUGACCAUCGUCUGCCACGACGCCCUCAGCUUCAUCCGGGACAUGUUAGUAGGCUUCACUUACUGUUUCCCCAUCACGUUCUUAGUGGGACUGUUCCCUCAGAUCAACACCUUCACCAUCUACCUGCUGGAGCAGAUCGACACGCACGUCUUUGGAGGGACAGCUGCCACCAGUCUGGUCUCUGCCGUCUACAGCAUCCUGCGCAGUUUGAUCGCUCUUUUUCUUCUUUACGGUUUCUGCUUUGGUGCUCUCAAGGAGCCGUGGGACGAGCAGCACACUCCGGCGUUGUUCUCUAGUUUCUGUGGCCUUCUCGUGGUGUUUUCGUACCACCUCAGUCGUCAGAGCAGCGACCCCGCCGUGCUGAUGUCCCUGGUCAAGUCGAAGCUCGUGCCGACGUUAGUGGAGAGUGAGGAAGAGGAGGAGGGGGACGAGGAAGAGGCGGACAUCAAAGACCCGCUGCCAGAGAAACUGCAAAACUCCAUGAAGGACAUUCUUCUGUCUGACCUGGUCGUCUGCUCUGUGGCCUACAUCCUCACAUUUGCCAUCACAGCGAGUACAGUGUUUCUGUCUCUGAAGCCUUUUGUGACGCUCGUGCUUUACGCUCUGGCUGGGACCGUGGGCUUCGUCACACAUUAUCUGAUCCCACAGCUCAGGAAACAUCACCCCUGGCUCUGGAUCUCACACCCCGUCCUCAAGACCAAAGAGUACUACCAGUUUGAGCCCCGAGAGGACGCGGUGCUGAUGUGGUUCGAGCGUCUCUACGUCGGGCUGUUGUGUUUUGAGAAGUACGUGGUUUAUCCCGCCAUCGUCCUGAGCGCUCUGACCAACGACGGCUUCGCUCUGAGCCACCGCAAGAAGCUCGGAAUACAUUGUGAUGUUCUCUUGACGACCGUUGCCGGGCUCAAACUCCUCCGCUCGUCGUUCUGUGAUCCCAGUUUUCAUUUCCUGACUCUUCUGUUCACUCUGGUCUUUUUCCACUUCGACUGUCCGCACGCCUCCGAGAGCUUCCUGCUGGACUUCUUCAUCAUGUCCAUCGUCUUCCACAAAAUGCGGGAGUUACUGUUGAAGCUGCAUUUCAUCCUGGUCUACAUCGCCCCCUGGCAGAUCGCCUGGGGAAGCGCCUUUCACGCCUUCGCUCAGCCGUUUGCGGUGCCUCACUCUGCGAUGCUGCUGCUCCAGACGCUCCUCACCACCGUCUUUUACACUCCUCUGGCGCCGUUUUUGGGCAGCGCCAUCUUCAUUUCCUCGUACCCGCGGCCGAUUAAGUUCUGGGAGCGAAACUACAACACAAAGAGGAUCGACAACUCCAACAGUCGACUGGUUUCCCAAGUGGACAAAGAAACAGGCUGUGAUGAUAACAACUUAAACUCCAUUUUCUAUGAGUACCUGACCCGGUCCCUGCAGCACUCGCUCUGUGGGGACCUGCUGCUGGGACGCUGGGGGAACUACAGCUCUGGAGACUGCUUCAUCCUGGCCUCGGACUACCUCAACGCCCUGGUGCAUCUGAUAGAGAUCGGGAACGGCCUGGUCACGUUUCAGCUCAGAGGACUGGAGUUCAGAGGCACAUACUGCCAGCAGAGGGAGGUAGAGGCCAUCACAGAAGGGGUUGAGGAGGACGACGCCUGUUGCUGUUGUGAGCCGGGACACCUUCCUCACAUGCUGUCGUGUAACGCCGCCUUUAACCUGCGCUGGCUGGCCUGGGAGGUGAUGGCCACCAAGUAUCUGCUGGAGGGCUACAGCAUCAGCGAGAACAACGCCGCCACCAUGCUCCAAGUGUACGACCUGCGCAAGCUGCUCAUCACGUACUACCUGAAGAGCAUCAUCUAUUACCUCGUGCACUCUCCCAAACUGCCCACGUGGCUGAAGGACGAGUCCCUCCAGGGGGCGCUGCAGUCCUACACGAAAUGGCACCACAUCGAGCGCGACCCCCAAGUGUUCAGCGUGAAGAUCGACGAAGACUACGUCCACUGUCUCCAGGGAGUGACCAGGGCCAGUUUCUGCAACGUUUACCUGGAGUGGAUCCAGUACUGCGCCGGGAAGAUGGAAACUCCUGUGGAGUGCGAUGAAGACUCUGCUUUGGUCACUCUUUCUUACGCUCUGUCUGUUCUGGGAAGAAGAUCUCUGGGCACGGCGUCUCACAAUAUGUCCAACAGCUUGGAGUCGUUCCUGUACGGGUUCAAUACUCUGUUUAAAGGAGACUUCCGCAUCGGCUCCAAAGACGAGUGGGUGUUUGCAGAUCUGGACCUCCUGCAGAAGGUCGUGGCUCCAGCCGUGAGAAUGAGCCUAAAGUUACACCAGGAUCACUUCACCUGCCUGGAGGAGACGGAGGAGGCGUCCAUUUUGUACGAGGCCAUCACAAACUACCGCAGCAGCCUGGUGAUCUGCCACGAGAGCGACCCCGCGUGGCGUAAGGCCGUGCUCUCGAGCCGCGACACUCUGCUCACGCUGCGUCACAUGAUCGACGACGGCACCGACGAAUACAAGAUCAUCAUGCUCUACAAACGCCACCUCAGCUUCAAGGUCAUCAAGAUUAAUAAGGAGUGUGUGCGAGGUCUGUGGGCGGGACAGCAGCAGGAGCUCGUGUUUUUAAGGAACCGUAACCCAGAACGCGGCAGCAUCCAGAACUCCAAACAAGCUCUGAGGAACAUGGUGAACUCGUCCUGCGACCAGCCCCUGGGCUACCCCAUGUACGUGUCUCCGCUGACCACAUCCUUCGCAGGGACACACAGGACACUGCGCAGCAUCGGGGGAGGAGCUUUAAGUCUGGACGCCAUCCGCACGUGGUUCUGCUCCAAAUGGUUAAGAGUGCGUAAGGACAACCUGACCAGCUGUAACAGUGGUGUGAACAUGGAGGACGUGGACUGUGGCGCCGGCGGCUCGUCGUCUCUGAGCCACAAUCGUCCGUCGUCUGUGACGUCCAACAGCCUGAGUCUGUAUCAGAACAGAGCUCGCAGCUCCCACAGCCGCCGACAUCACAACUCAGGCCGGAGAGAAUACCGGAGUCGUUCAGUUCAACCUCAGAGCCAGCGGCCUCCUGUCACCAGCCAAUCAGGGCCCAUCCUGGACACAGGCUCCACCCACGGCCUGGUGCAGCGUCUGUCCAACAGUCAGCUCUCCUUUAACACGUCUAUCGCCUCGAUAUUCUCACAGGUUCCUCGUCUGUCGGGGGCAGGUGGGAUCAGCUCACAGCUCCAGGCCACGCAGCAGCAGCAGCAGCAGCAGCAGCGAUCCAGUCAGGUCUCCUCGUCUUCGUCCACCCUGAGCCUUCUGUUUGGGAAGAGAAGUUUCUCCAGUGGACUGGUCAUCUCCGGCCUGUCUGCGGCCGAAGGGGGAAACACCACAGACACACAGUCAUCGUCCAGCGUCAACAUCGCCCUGACCGGCCCCUCCCACCGCUCCAGCAGCCGCGCAACUCAGUGGACGUCUGAGCCGUACGAGAGCAUAGACGCCUCCUCCUCAAAUACUGCAGUUUGUGUGAAAGACGCCUCACAGUCAGGUGACCGAGACGGAGCCCACGGAUUGGACAAGACACAGGAAGAGUCCGAGUCUGCCUCAACCGCACCAGAGCCUACAGCAGACCAAAAGACUGACUGAAACAUC
Periophthalmus magnuspinnatus is the source of this 6423-nucleotide messenger RNA. RefSeq names its product pecanex 2 (gene pcnx2). Gene Ontology annotation, cellular component: membrane. The transcript is spliced from 40 exons. The coding region runs from base 34 to 6417 and encodes 2127 amino acids. Lineage: Eukaryota; Metazoa; Chordata; Actinopteri; Gobiiformes; Gobiidae. The record is from RefSeq and is a predicted model, not a curated record.